This is a messenger RNA of Drosophila ananassae, 2705 nucleotides long. RefSeq names its product sarcolemmal membrane-associated protein (gene Slmap). Lineage: Eukaryota; Metazoa; Arthropoda; Insecta; Diptera; Drosophilidae. The record is from RefSeq and is a predicted model, not a curated record. Gene Ontology annotation, molecular function: protein binding.
AUGCUCGACGAUCUUUGCAGCUUUCCUCAGGUUUCGCCGCAUCUGCUAAACACUGUGAAUGCAAAUACUUCCGUAAUAGGAUCGGCGGGACUCCGAUUAAUUUCAAGUGCAAGUUCAGGUGAGGCAAAAAUUGUCCUGCAAUGUGAGGCGAAAUCGCAUAAAUUUGAGACGCGUUCCAUACCUUUACAACCAAAUCAGGAGUGCAAGGUAGGGCGCCUCAUUGCAAAAAGUAAGGCAAGUGAAGGAAAUGCUAUUUUCGACUGCAAGGUUUUGUCACGAAACCACGCUAUGCUUUGGUACACUGCCGAUGGUCGAUUUUGGGUAAAGGAUACAAAGUCGAGUAACGGUACCUUUAUCAACGACAACAAGUUGGGAAAUGAUCCAGCUGAAUUACACUACGGAGAUAUCGUUAAGUUUGGCGUAGAGGUAAUCGAGAACUCACGACAAGAGGUACACGGUUGUAUCAUUGCUCGUGUGACCUUGUUUUUGCCAGACGGAAGAGAAGCCAUUCAUUUGUAAUCUGACCAGCUUCAAUUGACGGGGCCAAACCGUAUUAGUUUUGAUGAGAUUCAACGUCUUAAUUCAUUUCUACAGGAAGCAGCACAGAGAGAAAAAACUCUAAAGGCUAAGCUAAGCAUUUUGCAAGGUGUUCUUGACUCUACCCGGAAAAAUUCUGCUAUGUGUUGGCAGAGUAUGAUAACGGAGGAUCAGUUGCUGCAUAAGAUCAAUUUGCUAGAAAAGAAGUUACAGGUAAUGGAAAAAAAUGUGCCCGAGACAGCUUUGCGUAACGAGAUUGUGAAAUUACUCGAGGACAAGACUACAUAUCAAUUAACCGCUAAAGAGGCUCUAAGAAAAGUAUAUCAGGAGCGCUGCGAUGCCAUGCAAAUGCUAUCCAAAAUGGAAAUGGCUUAUACCACUUCAGAAAACGAGUGCGGAAUACUCCGUGCACAGAUCCUUGGCAUCAAACAGACCAUGCAGGACUUCAAUGUGCGGCUUGAGCAGCUUCAGCAGGAGUAUGUAGAAUAUAAACAGGAAUCUUUGCGCCAACAGCAAAAUUCCAAGGAACAAGAAGAGACUCGAUUUGAGAUGCUUAAGAAUAAGUUGGUAGAACAAGAACAGCAAAAGGAGGACUUAUGUCAGCAGGUCACUCGACUACACCAAACUAUUGCCGAGCAUGACAAUGAGCAGAAGCUACAGGAAAAAAAUGUUCUGGAGCAACUGGAUGCAGUUAUACUAGGCGAUGAUGAGUAUGAUGAUAAUGAAUUGAUCGAUGAGAAUGAUAAUGCAGAGACUUCUCUUAAAAUAAAGGAACUCGAUUAAAAAAAAAUGUGGCUUGCAAAUCAAGCGUGAAUAAAAUUGUUAAAGAACUCGGAUCUUAGCAAGGGGGAAGGCAGUUCCGCUGUUCUAAAAGCUAUUUUUGACGCUGAAGAUGAGGACUUGGAGGAGAAAAAAUUUGUAUGCCAAGAUGAAUUUCAGGCAUCGAAUAUUUUAUUUGAUCUAAGUGAAGGCGUAUUGAUAGAUUCAGCAUCUGCACUAGCGAUGAAUUCACUCACAAUCCACCAAACUAUAUACGGCUCAAUGGUAUUGAUGAAAGUAUAGAAGAUAAAAUUAGCCCUACUGUUACCAAAUUUGCGACUCAAAAUAUCUUAGUAAGCGAAGAGGAAAAAAAUUUGUAUUUCACCUGGGCCUUCCCACGAUCAGGCCCUUGAAAUGCUUCAGGAAGAAUGCGAAGCCUACAAGCAGAAGACAACUCUGCUGACUGGCGAUAUUUGCUUUAUGCAAGAGCAAAUUGAGCAACUAAAAACUCAGCUGGAAAAUGAGAUUAAAAAAAACGCCGACACAGAAUCAACACUGAAAUUGAAAAAUAUUUACAGUCACUCACCUGGUCAAAAUGAAACAGUAUAGAAGGAACUGAACAGAAUUGGUGUGAAGAAAUCAGAGCCAUAAUUAAUCCCCAGGAAGAUAGGGAGGAGGAGCCUCGUAAUUUACAAGGAAAAGCUAGAAGAGUCUGAAACAAAUAAUAUGCAACUUCGCCAAGAAAUUUUACAGCUCCGCCUUAAACAAAUUCCUCAAGGCAACCAAGUGCUAUUGCAUAGAAUCCUGCCAAUUGGCUGUGUAGCUUUUGCUGCACUUAUAUACUUCCUUUCCAAUCGUAUUUAAUCAACACUAUUAUCUAGCACUCUCGAUGUUUAUUUCGAUGCAACAUAAAGGAAAUUAUGUUAAUAAUGUGAUUUAAGAGUGAAGUGCACGCCGGGGUAAAAGAAUUUUAAGUUAUUAUUAUAAAGGGGAUCGUUAAAAUUGAGCUAUACUGAAAUUUUGUUUAAUUUUUCUUUCCAAUUUACUUUGAGCGCAAAAUUAGAAGUCUAACAUUCGAAUUGGCUUAAACAAACAGUAAAUCAUAAGAAAAUAACUUGUUAAAAAUAAAUCAGGUGCAACAAUAACAAUUUUUGGUAUAAUUGGCCUUUUAUAGAUAGACAUCAAUACAACAAUAAUGCAGCGAAUAUAAGAUGUGUAUCUGAAAAAAAUGGUUUUCUCAAUAUUCAAUAACACAUUUUCAGUAAAUAUGUGUUUUGUUUAGAAUUUAUUUGCAGACAUGAUAAAUUAUAACAAAAAAAGGAAAAGAAAAAAAUUUUAGUUUUUUACGAACAAUAAAAAAGGUACAUAAAUAAAAAAAGGGAGUUAAUUCCGUGCACUUUUUUAACAUA